Messenger RNA from Lasiodiplodia theobromae, 672 nucleotides. Its product is annotated as Snf7 family protein. The transcript has 4 exons. Bases 1 to 672 code for a protein of 223 amino acids. Lineage: Eukaryota; Fungi; Ascomycota; Dothideomycetes; Botryosphaeriales; Botryosphaeriaceae. Gene Ontology annotation, biological process: vesicle budding from membrane; late endosome to vacuole transport via multivesicular body sorting pathway. Gene Ontology annotation, cellular component: multivesicular body; cytoplasmic side of plasma membrane; ESCRT III complex. The record is from RefSeq and is a predicted model, not a curated record.
AUGUCUGGCUGGGGGAUGGGUUGGUUUGGCGGUGGAGCGGCGAAAAAGAAGGAUGCGCCCAAGAACGCCAUCCUGCAGCUGCGCGGUCAGCUGGAGAUGCUGUCCAAGCGGGAGAAGCACCUGCAGCACCAGAUGGACGAGCAGGACGCUCUUGCGCGAAAGCACGUCAGCUCCAACAAGACCGCUGCCAAGUCUGCGCUGAGGCGUAAGAAGCAGUUUGAGCACUCGCUCGAGCAGACCCAGAGCCAGAUAAUGACGCUGGAGCGCGAGAUUUACUCGAUCGAGACGGCCAAUAUCAACAAGGAGACUCUCGACGCCAUGAGGAACGCCGGUGCCGCUAUGAAGCAGAUUCACGGCAGCCUUACCAUCGACAAGGUGGACCAGACCAUGGAGGAGCUACGGGAGCAACACGCCAUUGGCGAGGAAAUCUCCGAGGCCAUUGCAGCGCCCCUGGGCCAGACGCUCGACGAGGACGAGCUGGACGACGAGCUCGCCGAGCUGCAGCAGGAGGAGUUGGACAACAAGAUGCUGGAGACUGGCCAGGUCCCUGUUUCGGACACGGUUUCGAGAUUACCGACGGGUCCCCAAGGAGCGCUCCCUGGCAAGAAGCAGGCCGAAGAGGACGACGAGGAAGAGGAGCUACGGAAGCUUCAAGCCGAGAUGGCCAUGUAA